This is a messenger RNA of Tarenaya hassleriana, 2506 nucleotides long. Its product is annotated as protein STRUBBELIG-RECEPTOR FAMILY 8-like. The coding region runs from base 169 to 2274 and encodes 701 amino acids. The record is from RefSeq and is a predicted model, not a curated record. The transcript is spliced from 16 exons. Lineage: Eukaryota; Viridiplantae; Streptophyta; Magnoliopsida; Brassicales; Cleomaceae. Gene Ontology annotation, molecular function: ATP binding; protein binding; protein kinase activity. Gene Ontology annotation, biological process: protein phosphorylation.
CUCUUCUUCCUCUCUGUCUCUAUUCUAUUUCCUUGUUCUUUCCUUUGUCCUUCGCUUCUGGUGCUUCCAUGGCGGUGCUUCUCUACAAUGGACUGCGCCGCACGUGAUCACCGCCGCACCUCCGGGGAAACCCGCGGCUAAAGCUAACAAGAGUUUUAGACAUCGAGAAUGGCUUGCGGAGACAGAGCUUUGUCCCUUUUCCUGUUUCUAUUUAUGGUCUCGAUCUUUGCCUUCUCUGCUGUUCGUUGUGCUACUGAUCCAUCCGAUGUUCAAGCUCUUCAGGUGUUGUAUGCUUCGUUGAAUAAUCCUCCACAGCUCACCAAUUGGAAAAGCAACGGUGGUGAUCCAUGUGGUGAAUCAUGGAAAGGGGUUACCUGUGAGGGCUCGGCAGUUGUCUCCAUCGAUAUGUCUGAGUUAGGAGUCUCGGGUACUCUCGGAUACUUGCUGUCAGACCUUAUGUCUCUAAGAAAAUUAGAUGUGAGUGGCAACAACAUCCAUGAUACAAUCGCAUAUCAGUUACCACCGAAUCUCACAAGCCUAAAUCUAGCAAGGAACAACCUAAGUGGGAGCCUUCCUUAUUCCUUGUCCACCAUGGUUUCUCUUUCGUACAUGAACGCGAGUCAUAAUUCACUUUCCAUGUCGAUAGGGAAUAUCUUUUCUAGUCAUGGCUCACUUUCCACCUUGGACCUUUCUUACAACAACCUUAGCGGUGAUCUUCCAAGUUCCUUUAGUACACUCACCAAACUUUCUGUUCUCUAUAUUCAGAACAAUCAGUUGACUGGUUCUAUCGGAGUUCUCUCGGGAUUGAAUUUGACCACUCUAAAUGUUGCCAACAAUCACUUCAAUGGAUCAGUACCUGCAAAUCUUAGUUCCAUUCAAACCUUCAAAUAUGAUGGUAAUUCCUUUGACAAUGUCCCUGCUUCUCCUCAACCAGAAAAGUCUCAUAAAAAGGGAAAUCGUUCCGGUUCAAAGAAACCCGAUGUCUCCAAUGGGAAAUCCUCAGACACGGAUGCAGGUUUAUCUGGUGGAGCAAUUACGGGUAUAGUUUUCGGUUGUCUAUCUGUAGCUGGAACUUUGGCCAUUGUACUUAUCUUGUGCAUUCAGAAGAAUAAAAGGAAGGUCAGAGGUACAAGAGCAUCUCAAGGAAAUCUCCCUCAUGGAGGGGCAAGUGAGAUGCACGAACAGCGAGUGAAAAGUGUAGCUGCAAUGGCAGAUCUGAAGGCCCAGCCGGCAGAAAAGGUAAUAGUUGAUCGCGUUAUGAAAAACGGGUCUGUAAAGAGAAUGAGAUCUCCAAUCACUGCUUCCCAAUAUACUGUCGCCUCUCUCCAAGUAGCAACAAAUAGCUUCAGCCAGGAAAACAUCAUCAGUGAAGGUUCUCUUGGCCGUGUCUACAAGGCAGAAUUCCCCGGUGGAAAGACGAUGGCAAUCAAGAAGAUUGAUAAUGCAGCACUUUCAUUGCAAGAAGAAGAGAAUUUUCUUGAAGCCAUUUCAAAUAUGUCACGGUUGAGGCAUCCUAACAUAAUUCCCUUGGCUGGAUACUGCACUGAGCAUGGACAGCGGCUACUUGUCUAUGAAUACGUCAGUAACGGGAAUCUUGAUGAUAUGCUGCAUUUAAACGACGAUAGAAGCAAGACUCUGACUUGGAACGGCCGUGUUAGAGUGGCACUUGGAACUGCCAGAGCUUUAGAGUAUUUGCAUGAAGUUUGCUUGCCUUCUGGUGUACAUAGGAACUUCAAGUCAGCAAAUAUAUUACUGGACGAUGAACUUAACCCUCACUUAUCUGACUGUGGUUUAGCUGCUUUAACGCCCAAUACCGAGAGACAGGUUUCUACUCAAAUGGUGGGUUCUUUCGGAUACAGCCCACCCGAGUUUGCUUUAUCCGGAGUUUACACCAUCAAAAGUGAUGUAUACAGUUUCGGUGUAGUGAUGCUGGAGCUCUUGACUGGUCGAAAGCCUCUUGACAGCUCAAGGCCAAGACCAGAGCAAUCGCUGGUAAGAUGGGCGACACCACAGCUUCAUGACAUAGACGCAUUGUCUAAAAUGGUUGAUCCUUCUCUCAAUGGCAUGUAUCCAGCCAAGUCCCUUUCUCGUUUUGCUGAUAUCAUCGCCCUCUGUAUUCAGCCCGAACCAGAGUUCAGGCCACCUAUGUCAGAGGUUGUGCAACAGCUGGUGAGAUUGGUCCAGCGGGCGAGCGUUAUGAAGAGACGGACCAGUGAUGACACUGGGUUUUCUUACAGGACACCCGAACACGAACCCAUCGACAUUUCCUUGUGAAUCUCUGGAAGAAAAACUCAAGCUUUAGCCGUUGGAAGUUGGUCUCACACCAUACCCAAAAGAAGAGAGUAUUCAUUCUGCUUAGAGUACAAUUUCAUCUAUGAAAUUGCCCUUCAAUUAUGCAAACAAAAGAAACCCGAAAAGAUCCCCCUCUCAUCCAGUUAAUAUAACCAUACCCAACCCAACCUUCCCUGGCAUCUGUAACUAUCUCUAUAUCCUCUCUAAGCAAACA